Messenger RNA from Mycetomoellerius zeteki, 249 nucleotides. RefSeq lists its product as uncharacterized. The transcript is spliced from 3 exons. NCBI's taxonomy places the organism in Eukaryota, Metazoa, Arthropoda, Insecta, Hymenoptera, Formicidae. Gene Ontology annotation, biological process: detection of chemical stimulus involved in sensory perception of smell; sensory perception of smell. Gene Ontology annotation, molecular function: odorant binding; olfactory receptor activity. Gene Ontology annotation, cellular component: plasma membrane. The record is from RefSeq and is a predicted model, not a curated record. Bases 1 to 249 code for a protein of 82 amino acids.
AUGUUUCUAGCCAAUUAUAUGGGACAGAUUAUAAUGGACCAUAAUAAUCAUGUGUUUCUUACAGCGUACAACGUUCAAUGGUAUAGAACACCAUUACAUGUACAAAAAAUAAUAUUAUUCUUAUUGCAAAGGGACACCAAAAAGUUUACUUUAAACAUAGGUGGAAUAAUUGAAGGAUCCGUAGAGCACUUUGCCUCGCUAGUAAAGGCCUCAGUAUCUUAUUUUACUGUAAUAUAUUCUACGCGGUAA